CCCCCUGGGUCACAAACAGUGUUCAUAAUUUAUGCUGUGUUAUACCCGAUACCAAAUGGCCAACAAGAAAAAGCUAUAGGAAUCCGAUGCUGUGCAUCAACCGCAGUGUAUUCCUCAGGCUACUGAUGAGCUUUGAGCAGCUUUAGGAUUAAGAGUGUAUUAUGAGAAGGGAGGGAUGGAGCAGCAAGAAUACUGCCAGAGAGCCGGGGCGGGGAGAAUUGCAUCGGCGCAGAAAUAAUAGUGCAUGAGAAUUAGCCAAAGUGGAUGCGGCGGCGUCACUGACAGGCACAGAGUGAAAGUGAGAGAGUGAAUGACAGAGAGAGACCGGAGCAACACGCAUGUGUGAGGAGCGGAGGAGAGGCACGGUUGCUGUAUUGACUUCAGGCAUUUUCAUGCCGUACAUUCUGCUUCUCUAACCGUACACACACGGGCACGGAGUCACCGCACGUAUCUGCAGAGACACACGUAGACGCCGAUUUAGUGGACUUGCGGUCAUGGCAGAGAUAGAGGCUCUCAGUGAAGCCCUGAAGGGAAUCAGUGUCAGCACAGAGCUGGUGGAGGAGGAGCUCAAGCCUCAUCUGGACGUUCUGCUGAACCUCCUGUUGGAAAAGAAGAAAGGAAUGGCAGAGAAAAUCGUUUCUAGUGGUGUUCUGCCCGUACUGGCUCAAGUCCUGAGGAAGAAGAGUCCUCUCACCUCUCAGAUUACCCUGUUGGUAGCAGAGAUGGCCAGGGAAGCUGGUGUGAGGGACCGUUGUAUUCAAGCAGGACUGGUGACAGCAUUAGUGCCUUUACUGAACAGUUUGGACCAGGAGCAGCUGCUGCACACGGGCCGAGCGAUCGGACGCAUCUGCUUUGAAAACUCCGUUCAGCAAACGCAGCUGGUAGAGAAUGGAGUCAUCCCCAGGCUGGUGACCAUAAUGCAGCAGUAUCCUGAGAAUGACCCACUGGUAAACGUCAGCCUGCUGGCCCUCUGCAACCUUGCUGAUGUGGAUGCUGCACGAGAAGCUCUGGCAGAUGUGGGUGUAGCAAAGGUUUUGACUUAUCAGCUGAAACGGGCACCAGAUGCAGAACGUCGACAUCUCAUACUGGAGGUUCUUGGAUCACUAGGAGAAAGUGAUGCUCUGAAACUGCAGUUUGUGGAGUCAGGCGUGCCCGAGGCUCUCUCUGAAAUGAUUCGAACCCUUCAGGGUGGCUCUGACACACACGACCUCUGCAGCAUCAAAGUGGCUUCAAACCUCAUAGUGACCCUCCUACUGGGAGAUGAGUCAAUGCAAAGGUGUUUUGGGGAAGGGACAGGGAGAGUCUACCAAGAUGUUCUCUUCUGGCUGCAGUCCACAAACACCGAGCUGCAGUUGUCAGGAGCUCUGGCCAUUGCUAAUUUUGCCAGAAAUGACAGCAACUGUGUGAAGAUGUUGGAACUGGGGGUUGUUCCUUAUAUUCUGGACCUGUUGGAGCAGCAUGUAACAGAGGGAGAUGUUUCUGUACAGCAUGCAGGCCUUAGUGCACUUAGAAACCUUGCCAUUCCAGCCUCUAAUAAGGUGCGUAUGUUGGAGGAUGGGGUCACGGAGAGGAUCAGGACACUUUUGCGCUCUGACAUGCCUCCUGUCCAGUUUAAACUGCUGGGCACUUUGCGCAUGAUGGUGGAUGGCCAAGAGGAAGCAGCUUCAGUGUUAGGGAAGGACGAGAUUCUGUUAGCACGGGUCAUGGAGUGGUGUGAUGCUAAAGAUCACGCUGGUGUCAGGGGUGAGGCCAACCGUCUUUUAGCAGCUCUCAUACGACACAGCCGAAACCCGGAAGUCAUCCAGACUGUUAUUAAAGUAGAUGGAGUUCAACAUCUCAUCUCAAUGGCAAUCAGUGAGCAUGUCAUCAUGCAGAAUGAAGCUUUAGUGGCUUUAGCCAUUGCCUCUGCUAUAGACAUUGAGGCUGUUCAGGAACCGUUUCGGGAUGCUGAUCUCCUGCCCACCUUGCAAAAGAUGCUAGAUGAUCCUGUUGUGGCCGUGGAGGUCAAAUUUAGUGCUUUAGGCCUCAUCUGCAGCCUUGCCAACUCGGGCAUGUUACGGGAGCAGAUAACCUCUCUAAACCUGAGGGACACUCUGUUCAAACUGUCUGCUCACACCAGCACAAAGCUUGCAAAGCAGGCCGACACAGUGAUGGCUGUUCUUUCAGAGACUGGCUAGACUUUACAAACGAUUACACAUCAUAGCAUUACAGACUUCUUCCACACUCAUCAUUUGUGACAUUUAUGAUCACCGCAAAGAGUGCUAAACACACAUACACACAGCUCGACCUGAUUUUGCCAAGUGGUUGAUGUCCUAAGGACAACAUUUUUAUAAAUAAAACCUAAACCCACACCAAACCCCAACCCUAACCAUAACUUACCCCUAAAAUCAGAGGGAAAUGAUAAGUGAAAAACAAUGGUCUAGAAGCACCUAAUCCUGGUUGGAAGAUUAAACUUAAAAUAAACUGUAAACUUAUUUCUGAAAUCUGAUUGGUUGAUUUAAAUGUUGUCCCAGGGUCAACAUGAUGUUGUCCUAAGGAUAUCAACCACUUGGCAAAAACAGGAGAGCCAUACACAUACAUGGCUACUUCAUCUAGCAAUGCAUGUAGUCAAACCAAAGCUAUACAUAUUUACCAGCCCACUUUAGAAAGAGAUGAUGUGAUUUCAUCAUCCAAAGUAAGAGGUCCACGAUAGAAUAUCUCAUUUGUUGUCAGCUGUCACCUGUAUCAUUCAUCAAACUGCAGUAAUGAACCUGUGGCUCUCUAAAACAAGUUUAAAAUCUGCUAAAGCAGAAGCAACUCUGUAAAUACAAUGGGGUUUUCAUCUAUUUUGCAAUAUCCAGUGGCAAAUUGACAAACAUGCAGUUAAUAAUGAUAAUGUCCAUGGACUUCCAUUAACGCUAGCUCUAGCGAAGCUGCUGUAUGUAUCUAUGUGCUUACUGUCUAAACCUCAAUAUUAAUUCAACAAACAUUUAACUAUAUCAUUUGGAUUAAUGUACCACACUACUUUUAAUGCGAGUCGUGUUAAUAUUUGUCUUGUAAUUUCUUUUGUCAUUACCAUGGCUGAAUCAAUAUGUCAAGUUAUGUCAAAUGUAAAAGAUAACGGUUAGAAAAGAGGAAAUAUGUCUUGGGUUGUAGUGUCUAUUUUCAUAUAAUAGCCAGCCUUACUUUCGUUUUUUUUGGGCAGGGCUUUUUGAUGCAGAUUCUUUGAUCAUGUUGAUCAUUUACUACGAGUUGGCACAAAAUACUUCAUAAUCUACGUAUCGUGAAAGCAAUAGAUUUCAAGAAGAGUUCUUGAGCUUCCCAAGUCUAAAUUUAAAAAAAGCAAUCUAACAAGUGUUGUGUAAAUGCUGUUGUUGUGUUUGGAUCAACGUACAGGUACAUAUGACCUAAAAAUCUAACUCAAUUACUUUCAAGGCCAGACCUCAGAAAAUGGACAACACAAUUUAGUGACUAUUGUGUCAGGGAAAGUAAUGCUUUGCUUAAAUAAAGUGUGAAUUCUAUAUAUUUAUACACAGUGUUUCUCAGAGAGUCAGAAUGACUGACUUUUCUGACAUGAGCUGAAUGUUGCUCCUGCUCUGAUGGUGUUCAGUCGUGGCCGAUAGAACGCAGCUUAACGUAGAAACAAAGAUAACCUUCAUGAUUUAAAAAGGCACUUCAGAGUUUGAAAAAUAGCACAAUCUCCUUGGUAGCUGCUAUGCUUGUGGAUGUUAAAUAACAUUUUUAUAUAUAAAUAGACUAUUUUUGUGUGUAAAUUGUAUGGUUUACCAGAAAAGCUUGUUUCUGGCAAUAAAGUAAAAGUAUGGCAGACAAUGUCUGUUUCACCUAUAUUCCAGAAAGUCAGCAAGCUGACUAGUAAUACUAUACAGUAUGUACGGUUGAAAACUAUUAGACAAUGAUGUUCAUGCUCUCUGUGUGGGCUGGUUGCUGAUAUUCUUUAAUAUAUAUUUGAAGUCUCCCCACACUUUAGAUUAAGAAAAUAUUUUCCUGCCAUUAUAAAAUAUAAAUAUUAUUGCAUAACAUUUACUGAAGCCUUAAACCAUUUUCAGAAUCCAUGAAAUUUAUGCCAUGAUUCUAGAAAAAACAUAUUUGUUAUUAUUUCCUGUUAGUGAACCACUAAUAAAAUAGAUUAUUAUUUAUAUGUAUCAUAGGUCACAAAACCUGAAAAAUAUCUGUCUUAGAAAUGACCACUAGAUGGAGACAAUAGAAACACUACUGAAGCCAAAAGAGUGGCUCUGAUAUCCACAUGCAAGAUAUCAUUGACCAGUGUUUAUUCAUAUACUAAUGAUUGUUCGCAAAAGACAUACAAUGGCCUUAGGGAGCUAAAUUUUCAUUAUAUUACAGGCUGGAAAAUUUGUCCAACAAUCAUUGUAAUUAUUGCUUUCCUCUGCAAUUUGAUUUCAUGCCAGUUUAUGUCUACAAUGCAAUUAUUUGUUAUUCAUGGUAACCAGAUAUUUGAAUAAAGUCAUGU
This is a messenger RNA of Triplophysa rosa, 4468 nucleotides long. RefSeq names its product rap1 GTPase-GDP dissociation stimulator 1-B. Bases 495 to 2177 code for a protein of 560 amino acids. Gene Ontology annotation, biological process: positive regulation of GTPase activity. NCBI's taxonomy places the organism in Eukaryota, Metazoa, Chordata, Actinopteri, Cypriniformes, Nemacheilidae. The transcript has 14 exons. Gene Ontology annotation, cellular component: cytosol. Gene Ontology annotation, molecular function: guanyl-nucleotide exchange factor activity; protein binding. The record is from RefSeq and is a predicted model, not a curated record.